Messenger RNA from Zingiber officinale, 1444 nucleotides. RefSeq names its product dof zinc finger protein 2-like. The transcript has 3 exons. Gene Ontology annotation, biological process: regulation of DNA-templated transcription. The record is from RefSeq and is a predicted model, not a curated record. Lineage: Eukaryota; Viridiplantae; Streptophyta; Magnoliopsida; Zingiberales; Zingiberaceae. Gene Ontology annotation, molecular function: DNA binding; DNA-binding transcription factor activity. Bases 200 to 1081 code for a protein of 293 amino acids.
AAUAAUUCAUACGACCACCAUUCUGAAAAGAUAUGAGAGCCAGCGAGACAUCACAAUCCAAAGCUUCUCAAUUGGUCCAUCAUCACCUUCACCCAAUCCAAUAUUCCCAAGCCUACCUUCUUCUACCUCCUCCUCCUCUUCUUUCUCUCUUUCUCUUCUUUUGAGCUCUCUUUCUGGAUCACUUCAGAAUUACCUUUGCAUGGAUGCCAGCCAGUGGCCUCAGGGCAUGGGACUGCAGGUGAAGCCCAUGACCUUGGGGGAUCAGUUCGCCUCGUCGACCAACAGCGGCGCCACCAUCUCGACCACUGCGAAGCUGCAGGUGGCUGAAAGGGAGAUGAGGGAGCGGCAGAGGCCGAGGCCGAGCAAGGAGCAGGCCCUCAACUGCCCCAGGUGCAACUCCACCAACACCAAGUUCUGUUACUACAACAACUACAGUCUCACUCAACCCAGGUACUUCUGCAAGACCUGCAGAAGGUAUUGGACAGAAGGUGGGUCCCUCCGGAACGUCCCUGUGGGCGGCGGCUCGAGGAAAAACAAAAACAAGACCACCGCCGCCGCCGCCGCCGCCACUGCCACCUCCGCCAGUUCCAAAGCUCCAAAGUUGUUCCAUGAGGGACAGGACCUCAACCUGGCCUUCCACAAACAGGGCCACCUUCCCGAGUUCAACUCCAUUUGCCAAGCGAGCAGCAGCUGCAACUCCUAUAAUCUCUCUUCCUUGGACUUACUCAAGAGCACCGCCGCCAUGCCCAUGCCAUUGCCCGACUACACCAGCUCUGGGUUUGGAGGACUCAUGCAGGAAUUCAUGAGACCUCCUACUCUCAGCUUUCCUCUGGACACUGCAGGGUUCGGGAGCCUGCAAUUACUGCCAGGAGUGAGUGUUCAGGAAAGUAGUGAUCAUGCUGCCGGGAGCAGUAAGCUUAUGUUUCCUCUGCAAGAGCUCAAGGGAGCAACUGAGCCUUCAAAGAAUAUCGAGUUUGAGCAGAACAAGGGACAAGGUGGUGAUCCACCUCCUGGAUAUUGGAAUGGCAUGCUCAUGGGAGGAGGAGGAGAAGGAGGAGGAGGAGGAGGAAGUUCUUGGUAGAAAUUAAAAGUAUCAAUUAAUCCUGAUUAAAGGAAGAGCGCUCCUUCAGCUUGACUUCAAUUUUCAUCUAGCUAAUUGUUAAUUUCUCUAGUUAAUUUAAAUCCAUCAUCAAUGUGGAUAUAUGUUGAAGCUAAGUUUUACAUUGGCUUCAAGAGAUAAUGUGGUCGACACAUUAGAGGAACCCUUUUUUUACAUGCUCUAAUUAUGGCAAAAGAGAAGCAUGUGUGAGACUUCUGGUAUGAUAUAUAUGUUUGUGGUAAUGAAUGAUUGAAGCAUAUAUAUAUGCACUGAGUUAAAGGUAUUGUACCAGUAAGUGGUGUAAUUUGUUGAUUUAUAUGAUCAGAAGAGGAGGGAUUUUAUGUG